AUGUUGGUGGAAAAAUAUAACAAUUCAAUUCCUGCUGAUAUGCAAAAAAUUAUGGAACAAAGAAGUAUGGAAGUUAGGAAACGAAUUAUUGAGAAUAACAACUCAAAGAAGGUUAAGAAAAUUAUUUUACGUGAUGGUAAAUUCAAUGCAGAUAAUGUAGAAUCAAUUGCUCAAUUGAUUGACAGGGCUGCUCUCAAAAUGAAUAGUAAAACUCUGAACAUGGAGGAAAUAUUUGAUUUGAUUUCUGAUUUUGAAUUGGAAGAUUUGACUGAAGUUGACUCAUAUUGUACUGCAAAAGAAAUUGUGACAGCUUGUUUGAAACCUGGAAAGCAAAAUGACACAAAUAUUGGUUUGGAAAGAGUUGUGGAUGACAAGUAUAUUAAGAAGGGGCUUAUAUGGCAUUUAUUAUAUGUUCCUACACAUGGAGUUAGAGAUGCUUCAGAUUGUAAAAAGCUAAAAUAUUGUCCAAGUCCAGAACUCAGAGAUUAUGCUAUUCAUGUUUAUGAAGUAUUUGAUUCAUGUAGUCCAAUUGUAAUUGAACGAGCCACCUACAAACAGAAACAUGAAAAGUUUGGAUUCGGUCUUGAACUUUUACGUGGAUUAUGUGUGGCCAUUAUCCAGGCAAAAUCCAACACUACUCCACAAAGACCACAAUUUUUACCUGACAAGCUAAUGAUUUAUGGUGUGGAUUACUUCCGUAGUAAGGCCGAAGCUGUUUUAAACUAUGGAUUGAUAACUAAAUUACCUGCUUUUAACAAUGUCAUGCUUCUCUCCAGAGAUGAGAUUCCUGGAAUGAUUACCAUGAGUUUAGAGUUAGCUAAUUCAAUGGCUUCACCAGAACAUCCAUUUAUCAAGUCCCCAGGAUUGAGAUCUGCUCUCAUCUCAAGAGGUGAAAACUUUUCAUUGGAAUUUGGAAGAAAUUUGUUUGAAGCUAUGGCUGAAUUAGCAUCACUGGAACCAUGGAAAUACAUUUCCAUCAUUUAUCCACUUCAUGUUUCAAUUACUCAUUCAAAAUUCUCUAAUAAUAUGGAAGUAAAUCCAAGUGAAACCUUGAAACGUUUGUUAAAGAACGACGAUUUAAGUUUAGAAGGUUUAGAGUAUAUGAAUGGAAAGGAGAGAGUAGUGUGUGUGAUGGGUUGUACAGAUCCGAAUGCAACAGGAUUCUCCAUUCUCAAGAAUAUGAGUGAAUUUUCAAAGUUUGUAAGAAAUCCAAAUUUGAUUUCUGAAAUUCCAUCCGUACAGUAUGGUCCAAUUACAAAUAUCAGUUUCCAAGAUUUGGAUGAUAUUAAGGCUUAUUCUUGGCCUAUUCAUAAGGGAAGAACCUAUAGCUAUUAUCCAUUUGUUGUUACAAUUCUGAAGAAUUUCUUCAUUACUAUGGAUAGAACUCUUUUGAGAAGAACAGAGUUGAAGGACUUGAAAUGGAUUGAAGCAUUCUGUAGAGGUUUAUCACAAUUUAUUAGAAAAUGUGUCAAGCAUCCACCUCUCAGUGGUUUGGAAGACAAAACCAACUUUUUGGUUACUGAUGAAUUUUCAAAAACUGGAAUCAAAAUCCAAACAACUGAUGGAGAAGCUUUUGUAAAAAUUAUUGUUGGAAGAGAUAAGGAUGAUGUGGUAAAGAAGUAUCAAUUCCAUGCUGAGGAUGAAGAAGAAGCAGAACAAAAGAUGGUUGAAAUUACCAAAGAAUGGAAGAGGGAAGCUGAAAAUGAAAAACCAAAAGUAUGUGCUGUUUGUGGAGCUACCCAGGCUGAAGGUUCAAAGAAACUCCUCGUUUGUGGCAAAUGCAAGAAGGUUCACUAUUGUUCACGUGAAUGUCAAGAGAAGGAUUGGAAAACUCACAAGAAGGAAUGUCAAAAGUAA
Molecule: messenger RNA, 1857 nt
Organism: Naegleria gruberi
Lineage: Eukaryota; Heterolobosea; Eutetramitea; Acrasida; Naegleriidae
Exons: 2
Coding region: 1-1857 (618 amino acids)
Source: RefSeq, a predicted model, not a curated record